Molecule: messenger RNA, 588 nt
Organism: Endocarpon pusillum Z07020
Lineage: Eukaryota; Fungi; Ascomycota; Eurotiomycetes; Verrucariales; Verrucariaceae
Exons: 2
Coding region: 1-588 (195 amino acids)
Source: RefSeq, a predicted model, not a curated record
AUGCCGAAUGCGACAACAGAUGACAGCUGGAGAGCCAGCGGGCGACCCGUCUCGACUAUCGCACGAUCCUUCUCCGCCGCCCUCGACGAAGCAUUCUUCAUGAAACCAGAUCUAGACAAUUUAUCUCAAUCCGUAGCUCAGAAGUAUGCUGUCCCUUGGCCCCCCAUACCAUCGAAUUUCCAGCCACGACUUCCUUCCACUACCCCUCCUCAUUCCAAGCAGCAUCAAAGAAACCAAGUUCUGACACCAAAUAUCUUGCCCGAAAACAGGCAGCAAUCGGUCAGCACGCAGAAAUCCGAGCUCGAAGAGCUAGAAGCACGACUCCGCGAAACCGAGGCCCGACUGAAGACGCAGCAAGCAUCCGACUCUUCCUCCACCUCGCCCGCUCAGACGCGUAACAGAGACGAGCGAAAGGAUAACAACAUUAACAGCCCGCGCUCCCGCAACGGCGUCGACCGCGCUUUCGACCCACCAGGUCCACAACGGAAUGCCAAAUCCCCUCUUCCGCCCACCAGACAAGAAAACAUCUCACCACAAGCACAAGCGUCCAAGAACGGAGGAAAAGACCCGCGGGCCAAGAAUUUUUGA